UUCUACUGCUCCCACUUCCUUCGGUGCUGCCUGCGCCGCCCAUGUACUUAAAAUGCCAACGACGCCCUCCGGCAGGGCCUCACCCCACAUGGCCACCUUCGUCGUGCCUCUCCAUCUUCUUCCUUCUCUCUCCUCCUUCUUCUUCUUCCAACUCCCAUUCACAUGUUUCCUCGCAUUCUUCCUCCUGCGACUUCUCCUGAAGCAGUCCCGGAAGGCGGCGGCGUCGACGGCGGCGGAGGUGACUAUUCCUCCCGGCAACACCUGGCUUCCCUUCGUCGGAGAGACGCUGGAUUUCUUGGCAGCCUGCUACAGCAACAGAGGAGUUUACGACUUCGUCAGGACUCGCCAUCUCCGGUACGGAGAGUGUUUCAGGACGAAGAUACUGGGGCAGAUCCAUGUGUUCGUGUCCAGCACAGAGGUCGCGAGGACGAUUAUAGGUUUUGAAUCUCCUGACUUCUCCAAGAGGUACAUCCGGUCGAUAGCGGAGCUUCUGGGAGAGCACAGCUUGCUUUGUGCGGCUAGCGAGCAGCAUAAACUCGUCAGGCGGCACAUCUCCUCCCUGUUCAAGUUGGAAGCAGUGGAUUCGGCAGUGAAAAAAUUUGACGAACUGGUUUUGGAUACUUUGCGUGGAUGGGAGCUCAAGGACAGCGUUAUAGUGCUUAGUGAUGCGUUGAAGAUCACAUUUAAUGCAAUCUGCAAGAUGCUUAUAAGCACAGAGGAAGAGUAUGAGCUUGAAAUACUGAGAAAUGAUGUUUCUGAAGUGACUGAAGCCAUGCUAGCAUUUCCUUUGAAGCUUCCAGGAACUAGAUUUUACAGAGGCCUAGAGGCUAGGAGAAGGAUAAUGAAUAGACUGAGAAAAAUGAUACACUCGAGGAAGAAGAGGUUGGAGUAUCAUGAGGACUUUUUACAAGGCCUACUUGUAGGUGAUGGUAAAGACCCACUAACUGAUGAACAAAUCAUGGAUAAUAUUUUGACACUUAUCAUUGCAGGACAGGUAACAACAGCGAGUUCGAUAGCUUGGAUGGUCAAGUAUUUAGACGAAAACCAAGAGGUGCAGGAAAAAUUAAGAGCUUUGCAUUUGGAUCUUGCAAGUAAAAAAUCUUUGUCUCCUUUGGGAUCUGAAGUUCUUAACCUUAUGCCAUACGCAAUCAAGAUAGUGAAGGAAUCCUUGAGGAUGGCGACAAUUGUAUCUUGGUUCCCAAGAGUGGCACUCAAGGACUGUGAAGUUUACGGAUAUAAGAUUCAGAGAAGUUGGAUUGUGAAUGUCAAUGCAAGAGCCACACACUAUGAUCCUAUGGUGUACGAAGAACCGAUGAAGUUCAACCCGUCAAGGUUUGACGACGACCCUAAGCCCUAUAGUUUCAUGGCAUUUGGAAUUGGAGGGCGAACGUGUGUGGGAAUGCACCUAGCCAAGGCGAUGAUGUUAGUUUUUCUACAUCGGCUAGUUACUACCUAUAGAUGGAAGGUGACUGACAAGGACUCAAGCCUGCAGAAAGGAACCAUGUUUCCGAUGCUAAGAAACGGGUGCCCGAUCACAGUCACUGCGGUUGGAGUUGAGCCUAAAUUUCCAUAGAGAUCAAGAUGAACAUUUGCUGUGGCCUUGCUACUCAGACUACAAUGUGUAGUUGUUUACGAGUGAAGUUUUAUGUUUAUCCCUUCUGUUUUCGUUCCUCGCUUGCUUGUCGGUUUGCGAAGUUGAAAACAAUUCUGAAAAACUGAAGUUAUCGAUAA
Zingiber officinale is the source of this 1731-nucleotide messenger RNA. Its product is annotated as abscisic acid 8'-hydroxylase 4-like. The transcript has 10 exons. Gene Ontology annotation, molecular function: heme binding; monooxygenase activity; oxidoreductase activity, acting on paired donors, with incorporation or reduction of molecular oxygen. The record is from RefSeq and is a predicted model, not a curated record. The coding region runs from base 53 to 1573 and encodes 506 amino acids. Gene Ontology annotation, biological process: brassinosteroid biosynthetic process; sterol metabolic process; multicellular organism development. Lineage: Eukaryota; Viridiplantae; Streptophyta; Magnoliopsida; Zingiberales; Zingiberaceae.